AACCUUUAACGCGUCAACAACAACCGCAUGAUAGUUUCGAAAGUGUGUGGAAUAAUUUUUUUCUAAUAAAAAAAAUGUGGAACAUUUAUAAACCGUUAUUGGUGCUACUACUGAUAUUAGCCAUGCAAAAGUUCACCGCUGCCAAGCCGUCGGCGCCUCAAUACAGCAAUGCAACACUGCAACUCUCGCGUGGCAUACAAAUGGCGGCAUAUAUGAAUGGCAAUGUCAAUCCAUGCGACAAUUUCUACAAUUGGGCCUGUGGACGCUGGUCGUUAAAUCAUCCAGCGACGGCAUGGAGGAAUAAAACCUCAUUUGUGGGUCUUUUGGAAGAUUUGUAUGUGAGCAAAUGUGCGGCAGCGCUGCAGGAGCACAACAACAACAGCGAAAGCAGCACUGAUAAUGGUGCAACGGCGACCGAUAUAUAUUUGAAUAACUUACUGAAGGCGGUCUUCGAGUCAUGCCAUGACCAGCAGUCUAUUAAGACCGUCGGUUAUGCGCCAAUUUUGGACACACUUAAUUUCCAGUCCGGCUGGCCGCUCAUAACCGACGAUGUUUGGUUCGAGGACGAAUAUGAUUGGCUGAAACUCGUAGUGCUGGCAAAGCGUAAAUUCAAUGUGGACGUUUUCAUAGCGUUCGAUGUGGUGACGGAUCUGCAGAACACCGAGAAGAGUCGCAUACAAUUAGGGGCGCCGGCUUUGGAGUUAGAGAAAUACACCAAGUAUACAGCGUACAUAGAAGAUAGACUGCUGCAAUUCUUUCCCGAGAUGAGCAAUGCUUGGGCACAUGAGUUCGCCGCACAGGUGCAUCAAGUCGAAGAGCAGUUGGCCAAAGCAUUGCAGAAUGUGACACAGGAAGCGGUGCCGCUUGAACGCUAUGUCGCGGAGUUGAAAGCCUCCUACGGCAGUUUUGUGGAUUUAAGUCGCUAUCUACAGCUGAUGUUCGAUCGUCCGAUGAACGAGAAGGUCUACGAAACACCGAAGGGCUACUUCAAGAACCUUGUUGAUGUCAUUAGACUCACACCCAAACUGUCGCUAGCCAAUUACACGCUGUGGAAAGUACUGGAUCGCUUCGACUUGGGCGGCAGCAAAGAGUUUUGUGCGCGCAAAUUGAUCGAAUUUUUCCCACAUGAAAUGGAAUAUUUCUACUAUCGCAAUUACGAACAUACCGAACUAUUCCAAGAGCUACAGACAAUAUUCCUCAAUGUCAAAUAUAAUCUAAAUAACGAGUUGCAAACUGCACCGCGCUUCAGUUGGAUUUCGCCGAAGACGCUACAGAACUUGCGCGAGAAGUUGAGAUCAAUGCGCAUAGAAGUGUUGCACCCACAGGAGCACAUCAGUUUCUUCCAAGGUGGCAUCAAACCCGCCAAUAUGUAUCCGGAUCAAUACUACAACAAUAUCAUUAAUAUACUGGAGUGGCAGAAUGAAAAACAGUUACUCAAACUGCAUCAAGCCGCCGCACUACUGCAUGUACCGCAGAAUAGUCCAGCUUAUACGCUGAAGUUGCUGCCCGCUUACAACACACAAACGAAUACCAUACAAUUUCCAGUGGUUUUCCUACAACCACGCUUCUUCUGGGAUACCGCCCAUCCGACGUCUAUAAAAUACGGCACUUUCGGUUUCUUUUUGUCGCAACAGAUAGUGCGCGGCCUUAGUGAGAAUGACAGCGAGGCCAGUCAGAAAAAAGUAUGGGAUAUUUCCUCUGGAUUGACUUUCGUUAAACGUUCCAGCUGUUUUGCCGAUCAGGCGCCUUAUGCAGCGAAGGAGUUUGCCGGUAGAAAUGUGAACGAUCGUGAGCGCCUGAAAAAGGCGUUCGAAGACAAUGGUGGUCUUUCGUUGGCUUAUCGCUUGUAUGAGAAGUGGGCGCUGGACAAAAGCGCGCAAGACAUCAGCGUCCUACCACGUUUACCCAGUAAGCACAUGCAGCAGUUCUUCCUCUCUUACGCGCAGCUCUUCUGUGCGGAUUAUGCCGACGAAGUGUCAGAGUUUGUGGACUUGCCGGAAGCGUUGCGUGUGAACGGUGCUGUGGCGAAUCUAAAUGAGUUUGGUACUGCCUUUGAAUGCGGAGUGGAUCAUACGAUAAAGGACAAGUGCGUUAUAUUUUAGUUAGAAUGUAAAAUCCAUUUAAUUGUAAGCUGUUAAAGUUAUAGUCUAAGUAAGUACCGUUCAAAUAAAAUGUCAAAGUGUAUAAAUCAGUUCGAAAGUUACCAUAAAACAGGUGGUUUUGGAAGUCUAAAGAGUGAUUUUCCCAGUCUUGCAAAAUUCGCUUCGUGAAGUUUGAAUGUUAUUCCUUUUCCUAGAUUUAGAUAUUGCUUUAGUCUUUAUAGUCACAAUCAUUGGCACAGCUCAAAUAAAUAUUGGCAGGGGCUUGAAGUUUACCUAUCAUCUUGAGUUCUAUCCUUGGUCAACGGAAUCUCCCUUAGCUUAGCGAGCGCUCGAUAUUCAACUAGAUGAACG
Molecule: messenger RNA, 2453 nt
Organism: Zeugodacus cucurbitae (melon fly)
Lineage: Eukaryota; Metazoa; Arthropoda; Insecta; Diptera; Tephritidae
Product: phosphate-regulating neutral endopeptidase PHEX
Exons: 1
Coding region: 75-2102 (675 amino acids)
Biological process (GO): protein processing
Cellular component (GO): plasma membrane
Molecular function (GO): metalloendopeptidase activity
Source: RefSeq, a predicted model, not a curated record